Molecule: messenger RNA, 2039 nt
Organism: Leptopilina heterotoma
Lineage: Eukaryota; Metazoa; Arthropoda; Insecta; Hymenoptera; Figitidae
Exons: 2
Coding region: 560-1588 (342 amino acids)
Source: RefSeq, a predicted model, not a curated record
GAUUACAGGAUAAGAGUGAAUAAAAAAGAUAUAGAGCAAAUUACUGAACGAUUAAAUCAACUUUAUUUAUAAGGAAGCUUUUAAUUUUAGUUUUUUUUAUCAUUAAUUUCUGUCGAGAAUCUAGAGUUAGUGUUGUUUUAUUUCUUAUUUAAUCUAUAUUUUUCAUGGUUGUAAACGAGAACAUACCAGAAAGAUCUAAAGUAGUUCUAGAAAGCCCAAAAAUAAUUGGUGGGCAUAAUCAUAGGGGGAAUAAUAAUUGAUGUGCAAGGACAAGAAACUUAUUUUCAAGUAGGCUAUAAUAGGUUGGAAACAGGCCGAAAGUUUAGGGUGGAUAUCUCAUCUUUCAGUAUACGCGAAUUUUUGGUAUUUUUUAAACAUAUAAGAAAGAGGGUUUUUUUUAUUUUUUUUUUAUUUUUUUUUGCCAAUUUUUUAAAAAAAUAUAUAUAUAUACAAAAUAAACGACGGAAACGUGGUUCCAAAUGGAGGAAAUCAACCUCCACACGAUAGGGGAGAAGUACAAGAAGUACAGGAUCCUCAUAAUGCAACUGUAGCGGAUACAAUGAGAAACAGGGUAGAUAUAAAUUUGCCUCGGGUAGUACAGGCUCAACGACCAGUAGAAAUAGUUAAUGAGAAAAACGCUACAGUAGUGGUAGUUCAAUCUUUAAAAAAUGACAUGUCUAUGGAAAGAGCCAUGAAGCAUGUACCCGAUUACGAUGGUUCAAAUAUGUCAGUCAAGGAGUUUAUUCAGGACAUAGUAUAUGCCGCCUCAAAAAUCAACGCAACUUGUGAAGCCGACCUAAUUUCGGAAAUUCUAUGUAAACUUAAGGGCAGUGCAAGAGAUUGCGCUAAAGGAAAAAAUUUCGCUGGAAUAGGGGAACUUAUAGACACGUUAAAGGAACGUUUUGCAACGGGUCAACCAUAUGAAGCCUAUUUCGUUCAAAUAAUAAAUUUAAAAAUGUACAGAGAAGAAAGCGUAAAUGACUUAUAUGAUAGAUUAACAUCAUAUUCAAGUGGAUGUAAAGCUGCUUUAUAUCCAACGUAUAACCAGGCGGAAAUAGCUAUUAUUAUGAGGCCAUUUAAUCAGACAGCUCUCAGAGCAUUCAUUGACGCGUUACCCGAUGACAUUUCAGGAUCAGUAGACCGUCAUGACCCCGUGGAUUUAACAACUGCACUUACAUACAUACGAAUUCUAGGAAGACCAUUACUAAGAGAGGAAAGGGCAUCAGUUUCAUUUUUCUAUAAUGCGUUAGUAACACAAUCUAAGCCGGUAGAUCCAAUUCCUUUUAUAGAUCCGGAAUCGAAUAAAGAAAAGAUAAAACUAAAAAAGGAAGUAAAACCGGUACCCAGAAUAUUGAGAAUUAAAGCAAGAACCAAGCAAAUAGUCAGCAUUCCUGUAAUUAACGAAGACCUAAGGCCGAUUCCAGAAUGGAUAUACGUAAGGUUGACACGCGCGCAACGUUCACGCAAAGCUUACGCGCGCGUUGGUUCUGACGUCACUAAUGUAGUGUUGCCAACUGCUAAAAGUUCAUGCAGUUUAGUGUUUAGUAUAGGCCUAGUUUGGUUAGUGCUUAUAUUUUGUGAUUGCUAAUAAUUAACUAAAUCGUUUUUUAUUUUUUAAAAAAUGGAAGAUUUCAUGACAUUCCUCUUCAUCUUUAUACAGUGGUUCAAUUUAAUUCGUAUGUAUCUAAGUAUUAACAAGGAAGUGUUUCGUCGAUGGUGGGUUAAGCCUCAUAUUCGAGUUCAAAUGAGGGAAAUUUUUGGAGCUUACGAUGCUCUUUUUGAGAACUUUUUAAUGCAGGACCACGAAAGUUUUAGAAAAAUGGUGAGAAUGAGUGUCCAACAAUUCGAGGAAUUACACCAAUUAAUACAACACCGGCUCGAAAAACGCAGUUUAAGAAAGCCAUUGUCUACGAGGCUUCGCUUGGUUGUUACUUUGAGUAUCUUAGCCCAUGGUGAUAGUUUCUACAGCACUAGCAACUUAUUUCGAAUAGGUUUGUCAACUGCUUACAGCAUAAUUGCUGAAGUUUGUCCAGUUAUCU